AGCUGUUCCAAUGCCACACUCUCGACUAAGGCAGCAGUAAGAGAAAGUUACACCCUGAACAAGCAUGGCACGCGUGUUGCUGCUUCUUGUAGUGCUAUCUAUUGUCCAGGUUACUCCCAGCCAAGGCUUCGUGAAGGAACUACUCUUCAAAGAAGUGAAAGAUACUCUGCAUGAGGACGGAACCACUGAGAUCCUUGACCGUGUAUGCAACUACCGAGUAGUACCACGCUUAGAGAGCUUAGAGCUUUACUUUAAAGGCGACGUGUGGUGCCCCGGCUGGACAGUCAUCAAGGGAGAAUCCCUGACUCGCAGCAGGACUAGGGUGGUGAACAAGGCCAUCGCAGACUUCGCCAAGAAAGCUGUCACUCAGGGCCUCAUCACGCAGGAGGACGCCCAACCCUUGCUAGAGUAGCCCGGACCUAAAAGUAGUGUGUGUGUGUGUGUGUGUGUGUGUGUGUGUGUGUGUGUGUGUGUGUGUGUGUGUGUGUGUGUGUGUGUGUGUGUGUGUGUGUGUGUGUGUGUGUGUGUGUGUGUGUGCCAAAGAGGUGCAAAGACGGGAUGAUCUCUUUCCAUGAUCUCCCACACCGCAGCGCCACUCAACCUCGCUCAGUUAACACCAUCUUCCAUAUUUUUGUGUAAUCAUUCUUCUCCACAAAUCACGAUAUCAUGUCCACUGUAAUAUAACAAUUAUCAUAAACACUUCAGUAGA
Portunus trituberculatus (swimming crab) is the source of this 709-nucleotide messenger RNA. Its product is annotated as anti-lipopolysaccharide factor-like. NCBI's taxonomy places the organism in Eukaryota, Metazoa, Arthropoda, Malacostraca, Decapoda, Portunidae. The transcript has 3 exons. The record is from RefSeq and is a predicted model, not a curated record. Bases 65 to 412 code for a protein of 115 amino acids.